Messenger RNA from Pecten maximus, 4710 nucleotides. Its product is annotated as WEB family protein At4g27595, chloroplastic-like. The transcript is spliced from 5 exons. The record is from RefSeq and is a predicted model, not a curated record. Bases 82 to 1338 code for a protein of 418 amino acids. Lineage: Eukaryota; Metazoa; Mollusca; Bivalvia; Pectinida; Pectinidae.
GAUUCCAGAAAAUGUGAAAGCGAAAGUAGAAGUUACGACUCUGAGCAGCUGUUGAGUAGAUUACAGGGAAAAGUCGUCAACAUGGGAAGCUAUUUUUCUACUGACAAAAGUUCCACUAAAAACCUCCUUACAGAUGCAGACACUGCAGUGGAAAACGUGACGAAAGGACAGGAUGAUCUUUAUAAAAAGUUUCAAGAUUUGAUGCAAAAAGAGAUGCAAAAGCAACAGACUGAUGUGGCUGCUCUUAAGGAGGCACAAUAUGCCCUGAAGAAACAUCUGAGUAAACCUGCGGGAGAUACUUAUGCAGGAAAAGCUUAUAGGCCUAGUCAACAAUGUGGCCUUAAAGAGCAAGACGGUGACUGUGAGUGCGUCAAGAAAAAUAAGAAGUUAACGGAAGAUAUCACAAGCAAAGAAAAAUAUAUUAAAGACUUAGAAUCAGAACACAAAACAUACAUUAAAAAGUUAGAAUUGGAAAACGAGAGACGCAUUAGAGACUUAGAAACGGAAAACAGAAGACAUAUUAGUGAAUUGGAAACGGAAAACGGAAGACGUAUUGGAGACUUAGAAACGGAAAACAGAAGACGUAUUAGUGAAUUGGAAACGGAAAACGGAAGACGUAUUGGAGAAUUGGAAACGGAAAACAGAAGACGCAUUAAAGAAUUAGAAACGACAAGAAGUUGUGUUGCUAAAUUAGAAUCAGCAAGGAAUGAACAAGACACGCAAAAUCAAAAAUUGCGGUCAGAAAAGAGAACAUUAGAGAAAGAUAAAAAUCAAUACAAGUCUGAAAAUAUGCAACUUCACCAGGAAAUGACUCGAAAGACUCGCCAGAUUCAACAACUGGAGGACGAGGUCGCAUCAUUGAAACACCAACUGCACAUGGUGAAGCAAAAGAAAGUAUCUGUGUCUUUGUAUUGCGGAAGCCAGGCCACCCUGACGGAAGCCUCAGAUGAGUUGAAAAGGAUGUUAGGUUUUCACUGGGAAGCCCUUGGGAUAGAAGCCACAGUGGACCAAUGUCUCGAUCCUCGGACACAUCCUGCCAGCACUCCACUCAUUGUACUGUGUAUUAACGCCUCCCGUCUUGGUACUGACGUCAGCAAUGCUUUGCAGCAUAUCAACUGUGAGCCGUCUGUAGCCGUUGUCAUCCUUCACCAUAAGGAAAUGCAUGCCCUCCCGUCACAACCCAGCGAUAAGCUCCUAGUGGGGGCUCAGUACCGACAGAUUGGAGCAAUAGUAGACAUUGCUUUCCUAAAGGCCAAGGGCAUGUACGCCUGCGAUAUGAACGAGAGAGCGCUGGACAAACUAACCAACUUUAUUGGAAGUUUUGUUCGACAAGGUUGAUGGUUUGACAAUGCAUUAUAGGUUAAAAGUCAAAGUUGACGUUGCUUUCCUAAAGAAUAGGGGCAUCUAUACUUGUGAUAUGAACGAAACCUACAAAAUAUCCUGCACAUUUUGUUUCACAAGGUUGAACGUUUUGGUAAUGCAUUAAUGUAUGUAUAGGUCAAAGUUCACAUACAGUAAAGCCAUGUGUUACCUCGGCAGGUAAACAAAGGUACCUGUAAGUGUCACUGUUAAUAACCAGCGUAUCAUUUCGGAACAUCAACUGGUUUAUACAAAUUUUGAAAACGAGACUCAACAUGUUACUAUUUGUCCAUUCAUAUAUAUCCAGACCAAAUAUCAAUUAAUAAUAUUUAUAUAAAAAAGCUUACAUUUUGAAUGAAAUAAUAAGGAAUCUGCCUGUUUCAAUGAGGUUCAUUCAAACGAUCGUGAUGAGAAAAAUCCCGUUUAAUACGCAAGAUGACUUUUUAAGUACUUUUUGUACUCAGCAAGCGAAGCCCAGUUGUAAAGUGGAUUAGUAAGAAACAGGUCUUAUGAAAAAUUAUAUCUAAUGAUUUUCCAGUGGAUAAAAUUACAGCAUUCACAACAUACAAUGAAUAUAGACUCGAAAUGAGUGUUCAUUUCAUGUGCGAUUUUAUUAAACGAGUCUUAGCAGUUUAAUUUAAUUAGCUCGACUGCCCGCAGGCCAAGAGAGUUUUUGUCCUGAUGAGGCGUCCGUUGUCUCUCGUCCUUCCAUCAACUUUUCAUAAUAAUCGCUACUAGUCGUAAACACCUGAGCGUAUUUUGACCAAAUUUUGUGUGGCGCACCUUGGGGAAGGGGAUUCAAUUUCGUAUAGACUGUUGGUACCCAGAAGCAUGGGGUGCAGGGCUCAUUAGGGGAACUAUAGCAAAUUCUUCAAUAAAAGACCUGAGGGACAGGGCCCAAUAAGGGGAAUUAUAGCAAAUUAUCUAAAAUCCUUUUUUUUUUCUAUAGGAAUGAAAUAAUGUGGUCGAUAUUCGUUCUGAAGUUUCUUUGAGUGAAGUUGACCAAUUUUGUAUAUAUAGACAUCGGGUAUAGCCCCUGGGGGCCCGAGGGGGAUGGCGCAAUAAAGGGGAAAUAUAGCGAAUGGAAUGAAAGGAUGUGGUCGAUAUUUUGUCUGAUGCAUCUUUGGGUUAAAUGGAACCAAUAUUGUAUAAACGGUUGGUCCAGGGGCCUGAGGGUUGGGGCCCAAUAUUGGAAAUAUAGAAAAUUCUUUUAGAUCUUCUUCUGUAGGAACGAAAGAAUUUGAUCUGAAGCAUCCAUGGGUAAAAGGGAACCAAUUUUAUUUAAAUAGCGGGUCUGCCCCGUCACGUCAUUGGCCAUAGUAUGACGUCACAAUUGAUUUCCGACUUGCACAGCCAAUGGAAAAGGUCUAUGGGAAUAUUAAAGUAGAAGCGUAUGAAAACAACUGCUUAUUGACAGACCGAUUAUAUGAUUACAUUUGUAAUUAUUAUAAAAGAGAGCAAGCUUUCCUAGAAACCCUGAGAAAAGAAAGCAUGCAUCAUUUACAAUUCACUUUGUGUUCAUUCAUAUUUAUAUUUAUGUUUUAUUUACUUGACUGUAAAUACAAUUUGGAACACAUACUUAUACAUGUAUGUUGGUACCAUACGAUGCAGUAUUUCUCCAUUGUUUGUGAUGAAAUAUAUAAACUAAUUGUAAUAUAUAUAUACACGUAUUGUAUCGAGGGCUGAUUGACAAGCUGUGAUCCUCGUAUCUAUACACUUUUGCCAGCGGUGUUUAAAGGCCUCAAUGCUAAUUUUAUAGAACUCUUGGUUCUCUUUUCUCUUUUCUUGGCUGUUCAGAAAAUCAUCAACUGCAUGUUGGUGUUAGGGUUAGGGUGCCUGAAAUAGCUAUCAAUUUUGGAAAUAGAUGAAAGUCUAGAUCGGGUAAAUAAGGCGGAUGUUCAAUCAAUUCAAAGCCACAAUCGUGAAUGGCAGUCAUGGUUUCAUCCUAACCCUAACCCCAACCGAUUUUGUCCAUUUUGUAAAAGGCGCUUGUCGUGUUUACUUUAGAAUGCAUGGUACCACGUCAAUAUAAACUAACCAAAUGAGAACAGUCCUUGAGUACAUGGCCCUAUAUAGUCAGAGAAUAGCAGGACUUAAAAAAACAUCCUUGAGUACCUCCUUCAACUCACAACAUUUUUUUUUUAGGUACAAAAUACUUACAUUGCCCAGACAUUUAUGCAUAAAGAUCACUGCCAGGGUUGGGAACCUGGAAUAAGUGUCCGAACAAAUAUGUCCUGAUGCAAGAGGGCUCUCAUUCUACAUACAAUAUCGUACAAUGUACAAUUCAUUCAUUCGUUCGUUCAUCCAUCCCUUCAUUCAUUCUUCGUCCACUCACAACUUAUCAAUCAGCCCUCGUUACUCUUCAUCAAUCAUCUGUUAAACUAUCACCACAGCUAUGCGGUCGGUAAACCAUGGACUAACUAAAGCAGGCGGAACGCUGACUAUAGUCAGUGAGACGAAACCUAGCAAAAGGCGAAGUCAUAUAAGUGAUAAAAAAGUGACUAACUGUAGCCGACAGAAACUUACUAUAGUCAGUGAGACGAAACCUAGCAAUAAACAGAGUCAUGUAGGCGGUAAAACCAGCAACAAACUAAAGCCGACAGCACACGGAAUAAAGUCGGUGAGACGAAACCUAGCAAUAAACGGAGUCAUGUAGGCGGUAAAACCAGCAACAACAAAAAGCCGACAGCAUACGGAAUAAAGUCGGUGAGACGAAACCUAGCAAUAAGCGGAGUCAUGUAGGCGGUAAAACCAGUAACAAACGAACGCCGACAUAACACUUACUAUAGUCAGUGAGACGAAUCCUAGCCAAAGACGGCGUUAAACCAGUAACUAACCAAAGCCGACAGAACACUGAAUAUACAGUAGUGGGCGAGACGAAACCUUGCAAUAGGUGGGGUCAUACAAACCAGUCACUAACGAACGCCGACAAAACCCUGGCUUAUGUCAGUGGGACCUAGCAAUAGGCGAAGCCAUGUAGGCGAUAAACUAGUCACUUCCUUUAGCCAACGGAAUACGGACUAUAGUGGGGGAGAUGAAACCUAGCAAUAGGCGAGGUCAUGUAGGGGGUAAAAACUAACUUUAGCCAACAUAACACUGGCUAUAGUCGGCAUGACGAAGUCGAGUCAUGUUGACGGUAAACAACUGUAAAGUGCAAUUUCAUAAGAAUGACUCGGGAGAACAAAACGUUUGACAUAACUAUACGAAAUGGCUGAGGUUUAAUAGGGAAAUGGACAUGGAAGAAAUUGGCAAAAAGAAGGAAUUACUGAAUGUUUAUUUCAUGUGUAAUGAUGUUGAUUGUAAAAGCAUUCACCGCCUGAUAUGAACUAAUAAAAUCAUUGUAUUUCGAAA